GUGUAAAAGAAAAGGCUGAAAAGUACAUGGAGAUGCUGGAGGAUAAACUACAUAGCUGCGGAAGCCAGCUGCUCCAAAGAGUGUGGGAAGCUGACUUGGAGGCCUGUCAGCUGUUGAUCCGAGGGUUUCAACUGAAAGAAACCAGUUGCUGUGGUUUUGAGGAAGAGGAGAACCAAAUGGAUGAGAUGGAGAUGACUGCUGAUGGCCCAUCCGAUUCUGAAAAAAGAAAACAAGGUCACUUUCCAAAGGGCACAGAGUGGGACACUGUUUCCUGCCCCAAACACAGAGAGCUAAAAGAGGUUAUGGAAGACAUUUCAUUUGGAGCAGAGGGUCAUUUAUCUGAGGAGUUCUUCAUAUUUUCUGCAGAGUUGGGAGAAAGAUGUGAAGCAAUAAGUGAGAAAUUGGUGCAUCUGGAAGAUCAACUGCAGACUUCCGCCUGCAAAGUUGAUGAAGGAAUUAUUCAGUCUCUGCAGAGGGAGAUCCAGGUGGUGAAGGAGACACUCCAGACCGUGCUGGUGCAACUUCAGCCAGCCAGAGAGGCAGGAGAAGAAAAGGCUGGAGACUUCCUCUGUGACAGCUGGUGUCCAGGAAAACAAGACUUGAAGGAAUAAUGAGCAGAAAGAGCUGGUAGGAUGACAUUAAUUCACAAAGGGCUGCUUUUAGUAACUGAAUACUGUUUUACCGAGCCUCAGGGAUCUCUUUGCUCCCUGCAUAACUAAUAACUAAAUCAAUUAUGGAGAAAAAGUGCCUGGAGGUCUAUCAUCAGAAGUAUUCUACACAGCCUCACAUGUUUUGGCACAGAUUGGGAAACAGCUUUCAGAGGAGAGCAGCCCCUGUAAAUGUGUAGAUUACAAAUUGAUACAUUUCAAGUGAGUCUGCAAAGUUGCCUUUAAUGUCAGUGAAAUGUUCUCCUUGAAGGCUGCUAAACAGUAUCUGUCUUCAUUACUCAUGGAUUUCCCCCCCCCCCCCCAAUUUAAAAAUGCAGUGUUAAAUGUGGACCAUCUAGUAUUUCUUGAAAAAUAGAUGUAAGAAUAGUAAGAACUUUUUUUUCCUUUGGCUUUAACAGCUUUCUUAUACUGAAUGUAUUUUCAUAUUGCUGACAAUAAUUAAAUCAAUAGGAUGAAAUUCAAGCUAACUAAGUUCUUUCAGAUGAAAUUUGGACCUCAUUUACUCAGUGGUAUUGAGUAGAGUGGAGAUAACUAACAGCAGCCCCUAUAGCAGCAGUUUAACUCUCUUCAUUUAGGUGUUAAUAUAAACUUGCUUUAGUAUUAUGGGGUUGUAAAGCA
Messenger RNA from Pterocles gutturalis (yellow-throated sandgrouse), 1286 nucleotides. RefSeq names its product disrupted in schizophrenia 1 protein-like. The coding region runs from base 27 to 611 and encodes 194 amino acids. NCBI's taxonomy places the organism in Eukaryota, Metazoa, Chordata, Aves, Pterocliformes, Pteroclidae. Gene Ontology annotation, biological process: cilium assembly; neuron migration. The transcript has 5 exons. Gene Ontology annotation, cellular component: centrosome; intermediate filament cytoskeleton; mitochondrion. The record is from RefSeq and is a predicted model, not a curated record.